This is a messenger RNA of Phalaenopsis equestris, 2406 nucleotides long. RefSeq lists its product as uncharacterized. Lineage: Eukaryota; Viridiplantae; Streptophyta; Magnoliopsida; Asparagales; Orchidaceae. The transcript has 6 exons. The annotation marks the transcript as partial. The record is from RefSeq and is a predicted model, not a curated record. Gene Ontology annotation, molecular function: catalytic activity.
AUGGAGGUUUUUGCUUCUUUUGUCUAUGCAGGAAUUUCUAAAGUUGCUAGAAUUGUUCUGUGGGAAUCCCUACAGCUCAUCCAAGGUUCAAUUGAUAAGGCUUGGCUUGUGGGAGGAGGCUUCAAUUGCGUUUCCUCUCCUGCUGAGAGGAAGGGAGGCAGACCUCCCAACCCCACCACUAUAUCAUUCUUUAAUGAUAAUAUCCAAAAAAUUGGGUUAUUUGAUCUGCGGUUCAGUGGUCCUAGCUUUACUUGGAGAAGGAAGGACAAGUGGGAAAGGUUGGACAGAGUGCUUGCCAAUGAUAAUUGGAUCCAAAAGUUUUUGCAGACUUCCAUCACUCACUUAAGCAUUGUUGGUUCAGACCACAGGCCUUUACUGAUCACUAUAGAGAAUAAGUGGAAGGAACAAUUCCUACAACAAAAGGCUGCCAAAACCAAAUUUACUGAAGGAGAUAGAAACACUAAAUUUGACCAUGCCUGCAUAAAAUACCAGAGAAAAUGUAACACUAUACACUCCAUCAAGGACCAAAAUGGAAUUUGGAUCAAGCAGGAGGAGGAAAUUGCUAAAAGUGUUGUGCAGUACUGCCAGAACCUAAUGAAUGAGAUCAACUGUGAAAGAGUGCACAUUGAUAGCAAUUUGUUUGUUAACAGCAAGAAGUUUACUGCCAAUCUGCAUUUAAAAGAUAUUCCUGAUGAGGAGGUUAUCAAUUUAUACAGCUCUAAAUCUACUGGACCUAAUGGGUUUACUGCAGACUUCUACAAGAAAGCAUGGGAGGUUAUCAAGGUGGAGACCUCUAUCAAGGAUAGCUGGAAUCAUUACAGAACCCUGAGUCUUAACAAUGUGAUAAGCAAGACUAUAAGUAAAAUUAUUGUACACAGACCCCAGCCUGUAUUACCUCAACUUGUCAGCAAUAACCAAGCUGCUUUUGUGAAAUCUAGAAGCAUUGGGGAUAACAUCCUCCUGGCUCAAAAACUUCUACAGGAUUUGGAGAAAACUUGCAGAGGGGGAAAUGCCAUCUUUAAGCUUGAUUUGAAGAAGGCUUAUGACAUGGAGAAUAGAAAAAGUUUUAACACAUAUCACAAUAGAGCUAAGAUGGAUAUCAGCCAUCUGAUCUAUGUUGAUGACAUUCUAGUGUUUACUAGGGCUACUAAGUCUGCUACCAAGUCCAUUAUGGAGUGCCUUCAACACUUCCAACAAAUGUCUGGUCUAAAGGUAAACAAUGAUAAAUUUGAGAUUCUGAUCAGUAAAAGAGCCUCUCUACCAACCAAACAAUGGAUAUACUCUUACACUGGUUUCUCUAACUUGAACCUCCCUUUCAAAUAUCUGGGGAUUCACUUGAUGAGAGGAAGAACAAAGUUGAUUCAAUUUGAUGAGGUUAUUGAUAAGAUAAUCUCUACUCUUCAGGGGUGGUCUAACUCUUAUUUGUCCAAUGGUGGUAGGAUCACCCUCCUUAAGAGCAUUCCUACCUAUAUCCCUCCUUUGUAUGUUCUCCAAGUGGCUACAAUGAAAAGAAGCACCUCUUUGAUGCUGGAAAGAAUAUUCAACAGGUUUCUUUGGGCUGGGAACAGGAAACAAGUGGCUUGGGCAGGCUGGCAAAAAGUGGCUAAACCCUGGGAGGCUGGUGACUUAGGAUUUAAAGGUUUGCACCAGAUGCAACACAUCAGUCUGGGCAAGCUUUGGAUUAAAUUUAGACAAAAUGAAAGCUUAUCGACCAAGUUCAUGCAGGCGAAAUGCUGCAAAUUUGAUCACCCUGGGGAGGUCACUAGGAAGGUGGAAGAUUCCAAAAUUUGGUGUCCUACUAACUAUUUGGAACCUUUAGAGGAUGAUAAGGAGGGGGAUCUACUGGUCAAGGACUGUUGGAAUAGUAAUGUUUGGUCUGAGGACAUUUUGCAGAGUAUACUGAAGGAUCAGCCUGUCAGCUCCAUUUCUGCUAUCCAAUUUGAUAGAAAUAACAAGGAUCAUCUUAACUUGAAGAACAAAACCAAGGCUAGUAUUUCAAAGGAUAUCCAAAAUAAAUUGUACAGCUGGAACACCUGCCAGUGGAAUUUUUCCUCUUGCCAAAAACACCUUACCCCUUUCAUACUAUUCUUUUCUUGGAGAGCUCUUAAUAAUUUACUUCCUACUGAUGAUAUCCUGAAACUAAAAGGCCUGAAAGGGCCUUCUAGAUGCCACCUAUAUUGUAUUAAAGAUUGGCAAGAGAUUAACCUCAUGCCAAUUCCCUUCAUUGUUGCUUGGUUCAUCUGGAUGUCUAGGAACAUGGCCAAACAUGAGGAGAGGGAGGCCAGCACUACAAGGGCGAUGAUCAAUUGCUUGUCUUAUCUAAAUAAGCUGAUAAGUUGGAGGAAGAUCCCUAAGAUCCUACAGACUAUACCCUCCAUGGUUGCUAAUAAUAUUAAGAUCAUCAAG